AGAUUCCGGAGGAGGGAGGGGAAAACCUAGUGAUAAACCUAGCAACAACCAAAAAAAAAUCGGUGCAACUGCGAAUCAUCCACAGGAGCAAGACUGAGACAAAGUCUAGGAGCUUACCACAGCAUUACCCUUGGCCCUGCAGUCACCUUGCAGGAAAGCAAGAAAGAAAGAGCUGCUGAUAUUCAGCUAAAUGAUGGAUAACCGAUCACUCCAAAGGAAAGGUGGUGUCGUGGAAUGAGAACACCCUUUCUUGAGCAGAGGAGUGGGUGGUUUAAACAAAAUCAGAGGUUACUUCGAAUAAAUUCAGACAUUGAAUGACAGCCAGUAUUUCGAGUGCCCAGAACAAGCAGUACUACAAAACACUGCACCAUUCUUGCCAAUUGUUGCAGGCAACAGCACAACUACAUCCUCCCCAAGAACUUAGAUAAUGAACUUGAGGAACUCGAACUAGAACUGGGGGCACUGUUUAAAAAUAAAAAUACUUCACUACUGCUGGUGUUUCAGCUGAAUACUUAACAACAUGAAUCGUGCUUUUAGUAGAAAAAAAGAUAAGACUUGGAUGCAUUCACCUGAAGCUCUAACAAAACAUUUUAUACCCUACACCGUAAAGUUUCUUGGCAAUGCUGAAGUUGAACAACCAAAGGGUACAGAAAUUGUGAAGGAUGCUGUUCGUAAACUCAAGUUUGCAAGGCACAUAAAGAAAUCUGAGGGUCAGAAGACUCCUAAGGUUGAAUUGCAAAUCUCCAUCUAUGGUGUCAAAAUUUUAGACUCCAAAACAAAAGAAAUUCUGCAUAAUUGCCAGUUACACCGAAUAUCUUUCUGUGCUGAUGACAAAACUGACAAGAAGAUAUUUACUUUUAUUUGCAAGGAUGCUGAGUCAAAUAAACACAUGUGUUACGUGUUUGACAGUGAAAAGUGUGCUGAAGAAAUAACAUUAACUAUUGGCCAAGCUUUUGACUUAGCCUACAAGAAAUUUCUGGAAACAGGAGGAAAAGAUGUUGAGACAAGAAAACAGAUUGCCAGUUUGCAGAAACGAAUUCAGGAAUUGGAAACCGAGAAUAUUGAAUUGAAAAAGAAAGUUCAGGAGAUGGAAAUUAAUGUCAAGGUAACUCAAGGUCCAUCAUCACCAAGAGGAAUGGCACCUCAGUCUCCGAGCACAGAUCUAUUUGACAUGGUUCCAUUUUCACCAGCAUCACCUCUUUUACCUACACCAUCCAGUAAUGGCACAGAGCUUCCCUCUUUACCUGUUAGAUCUUCUGAGACCAGAAGAGAUAUUUUUGGUGCUGAGCCAUUUGACCCUUUCAUCUCGGGUGGCGGAGACUUUCCACCGGACAUUCAGUCCAAACUGGAUGAAAUGCAGGAGGGGUUCAAAAUGGGACUAACUCUCGAAGGCACUGUAUUCUCUCUUGAUCCUCUGGACAGUAGAUGCUGACAUUAAGGAACUGAUUAUUUUCACAUUUGGAUCAUGAACAUAGAGUGCCAGUGAAGUGCCAAAAAAACUUUUUUCUUUUCCAUGUUAUUUGAUAAUACCUCCCUUAUGUGGAUUUUAACUUGAUUCUGCUUGCCUUCUCUUCUUGCAUCUUUUUUAAAAUCUGGUGAGAAAAUAGCAUAGAAAGAUUGCUCAUGAGCGAUGUUGACACAAAAUUUGCAUUCUGCUUAACGUUUUUAUGGAGCCAUCCCUUUGUUCUUUCAAUUCUAACAUUUUUCCAAGAAAAAUCUUUUUCAAAUUAGAAUCAGCACUGAAUUAUGAAGGUCCAAUUUUGAAAAGGAUUUUUACUUUUUAAAAAAAAAGGAAAGUGCUACUUACUUUUCUUCCUAUCUAUAUCUUCAAAUGAAGGGUUCAUGAUGCAAACUGGAUCAAGUAACAUUGGAGAUAAUGGCCUGGAUUUUCGGUGGCCAUCUUGGGAACCCUUUAAAAAUGGAAGUUUCAAACCAGACCCCCAGCAAUUUUUGUGAACUCGGGGCCCUUCCAUAAAUAGCAGCACCUCCAGGAGUCGUGGACCCAGUCCCAAUUGGGGAGCUAAAAAAAACAGCCAUCUGCUUCUGAAAUCCUAUGAUUGAUAGGCCAUAUGUUUUGAAAUAGAAAACAAAAAUCUUCUCUUUCAGUUUCAACAGACUCCAUUGGAACUCUAAUAGUUUUUGAUAGCUGAGCCCAUUAUAAAUGUUUGACUGAGUUUCAAAAGCUGUGAAUCACCUAGCUCAGCAGGAGGUUGAAAAAAAAUUAAAUCCCUCCAGUGGUCAUUCAGUUGUAAAAACAAACAAACAUGUUAAAUAUUGCUGAAAAGAGAGACCAUUUGCAAACCUUUUCAGCUGGCACUCAUUAGGACAAAUGUAAAAAUACCAAUUUCAAAUGAUUGCAACAAUUUAUACCACCGGAGAAAAAGGUUGCUGAUGGGUUGGCAAGUUGACUCUGAUUCGCUGAGGCAUUGCCAUGGAGAUUCCAAUGGGGAGCUGUAAGCUCCCUAUACUUCCAGGUAAUUCAAAAAGCUCACAGGGGUUGAAAAUAUUCCUUUUGUUCUCAGAGAGUGGGUCCCUGCAUGUGAAUGCAUGUCACUUCUAGCAAAUGUAAAUAAGCACAUUAAUAGCAUGACUAAUUAUCCUAAGUUGCUUGUUAGCUUAGCUAAUUGCACACUCAGGAUUGUUCAGCAAGUGCUGUCCACUUACAGAAUCACAUCUAACAGUAGACAUUUUGUUUUAGGUUUUGUAAACAUAGGCCGGUGGAGUACAGUCUGUACUCUGCCUAUCACGAACACCUGGAGGAAUAUGUUGUUUCUUUUCGAUCAGCCAAUUGUUGGGACGUAUGCCUAUGUACCUGGCACAUGUACUUAUAUGACAUUGCGAGCUUAUUCAUAAACCUGCUGAAGGAAGCCAUUGACACUUGCGCCACAUCACUAUAUCAUGGCAACCAUUUUCUGAAUCUGUAUUCCUUUAACUAAUGAACACAGCAACUCGUGCAGUCGAGUUCAGCUUGAAUGACACCACGUAUGCCUAAAUAGAUGAUGUAACCAUGGGAUCCCCUCUAGGUACAGUACUCACUGACAUUUUCAUCGGUUUCCGUGAGAAACACGUUUUUGAUGAAAUGAGUCCUAACCUCCUGCCCUAUCCGUAUGUCCAAUAAGUAGGUGAUGCAUUCACUAUUUUUGAACCUGCAGCCACAUGUAAUGAUUUCUUUACACACCUUAAUGCGCUCCAUCUUGCACUUCAAUUCGCUUUUGAGAUGGAGCAGCCUAACAUACUCCCUUUCUUUGGCAUGCUAGUUGAGAAAUCUGUUCUUGAUCUCUCCACUAUUGUCUACCCCAAGCCUAGCUCCAUCAGUCAGUAUAUGCAUUGGGGUUUAUAUAGCUCCAUAUGCUAUAAGAUUAACCUAAUUAGCAAUCUUGUAAGUGGAGCUCUAGCUAUUUAUUCUUCUUGAAAUGUCGAUGCAACAGUUAAGCACAUCAAAGUUAUCAUGCGGAACAGUGGCUAUCCUGAUCAUAUCAUUGUUCACUGCAUAUCAAAUAAACUCACAAAUAGGCCAAAGGCAGCCACUUUCACACCUGAAAAGUGCCGGUCUAUCUUAAAUUAUCUUGGAAAGUCAAACUAACUCAAAAAUUUAAACAGGUUAAGCAAGCUGUUUCAUGCUGCUAUUAUGCAAUGGUGACAUGGGUGGUAUUUUCCACUAAUAGGAUGCUGCUGUCAGCCCAGAAAGUCAUUCUGCCUUCCACACAGUUGAGUAACUGUGUGUGAACAUUAGGGACAGUGUGAUGCCAGGUAUAUAGGUCAUAUGACCCAGUCAUUGGCUGGUAGGCAGAGUACAGAAUAGCUUUUGAAACUCAGGCAAGCAAUCAUAAUAGGCUCACAUGUAAAAAUAGACUAUUAUAGCUACAACAAUGGAGCUGAAAAUGAAAUAACAGAUGGCUUGUGUGUUUUAAGCUACAUAAGAUGGCCUGUCAAUCAAAUCAGUCCAGGAGCAGAUGGCUGUCUUUAUUUUCUCUAAGUUAAAUCUGAAGUCCAAUUACUUUAUACAUUUAAAGCACUGUGCACAUUCAAGUCACUUCAGAUCAUGAUAUUAGAGCUCCCAAGCACUGUUUUCUUCAGAUUUGAAUGCACAAUUACACUUAUCCUAAUGGGAAAGGUACUCAAAUACAACUCUACGUCAAUCAGCAUUUUGUAAGUGUUAUGGUCAACCCACAUUUGCAGGACAGAGCCCUAUGAUUAAUCACUGCAGCAAAAACACAUUUAACUUAUAACAUAGCAUUUAAUGAUGGCAUUUGAAGUUGUUAAAACAUGUAACACUUAGCUGUCAAAAUGUUCCUGACUUCUUGGCACGCUUCUCCCAAGGUUCCCGAACUCUCAAAAAUGGCAGAAUUUCAGAAGCCUUCCAUAAACAGCUGAACCCAAUGAAAAUACUGGGGGAGAUGUGAGAAACGGACUUCCCCUAGGUCCGUCAAUAGUGACCUCAACAUCACAGGCCAUGUGUGUGAGAUUGCAGUCUGACCCUGACUGGAACCUCUUUCUGUCCAUGGGAAGAUUGCAUGGGCAACUUUUCCAGGGGGACUUUCAAAGUUGAAGACCUGCAGACUCAAUUUUGUCAAUCCCACACCCAUUGCUGAAAUUUUUAGGACACCUAAAUGCGGGCUCAAAUGUUCCAGUUCCGGUAAUCUAAUGAGGAAAAGAGACAAUGAUAAUGCUUUGGAAUUUGUAUGACCACUAGUAAACGAACUUGUUGGGUAGGAUUAUCUGCCCAUUAUUACUCAUCUUAAAAUUCCUGUACUUUCCCUUUUUACUAUUAUGUUUACCCAGUGUUGGAAGAGUGUAUUUUUAUAUAUGUUUAUUUUUCAGUAAUGUGCUGAAAAUAAUACAUAAUAAGUGAUUUUGAUACAAGGCAAAUUCUUAGUUGGUACUUUUUUGAUGUUUGCCUAGGAGGAUGAUGUAAUAACUGGAUUAUGUGUUGCCCAAACCUUGCUGCUAUGAUAACUAAAUUGUAUGAAAGUUAAAUUCAGAUGUGAUAUCAUUUAGACAUUUUGCUAUGUUAGAAAUGAUAUAUAAAUGUAGUUGUUUGUCAAACUAAUUUCUUUGAUCACAUCAGUAUUUAAAGUUCUAUUAUUUCUUAUUAGAAUAUUGUACUGUAACAGUUACUGAUUAUUUAUCUUUUACAACAUUUCAUUUUGUGAAACAAUACAGGAAACUAUAGCCCCAAUUUUAACUCUAGCCAGCACUUGCAUUGGUGGGUGCUGAUGCAGGUGGCAAACCAUCUCACUUCAGCAAUGUGAGGCCUCGGAGAUUUUAACUAGCAACAUCAUCUACCCAAAAUCAACAGGUAGUGGUAGCUCGUCAGCAGGUGGGAGCACAAUGUCAGACGACAAGAGUCAAGUUGCUGAGAGAGGCCAUCUCCCGUUGGGUUGGAAGGCUAAAGCAGCCUCACGUGCUGACCUCUGCCUAAAAUAGACAUUGGAGCCUAAUCAGCAAAUUUAAAGUAGCUAUUACCAGCUAAUAUCCUUCUCACCUCCUCAGAAGGCUAGGUUAAAAUCAUAAUUUCCAGAAGGAGAGUGGAACCUCAAAAGUUAGGUCCCACUAGAUAAAUAUUAACUUAUAGCCUGGUACCCAAGUUAGAAUUGCCUCUUUAGAGCUGGUUUUAAAUUGGAUGAAGAUAUGUAGAGAUGAGGGAAGUCAUUUAGCUCACCCAACUCUUUCUUCCAUAAGCACCUGUGGUGUCACUAUCAUGGAGCUUUUGGACCCAUUGCCUUAUCUAGAAGACCAUUUCAGGUACCAAUUACUCUUUGCAUGAGGAAUGCAUUCUAACAGCAGUCCUUUUACUAGUCAGUGCCUAUCCUCCUCGUGCUGCAGUUAAGGUUUACUUUGACUCUGCUUUUCUACUCCAAUUAAUAUUGUGUAUGCCCAUAUGAGACCACCUCUUACUCAGUUCAUUUGAAAAUGAAAAAAAUUAUGUUUUGUGUAUAACUCAUUCCUCUAAUACAAGCGGAUGAGCAGAGGAUUGAACACAUUUAGACUUCUCCACUCAUUUGGCAGUUUGGCUUAGCCUUCUGGUUUGCCGCUCUACAGUAGAUGCAUUGUGGUAACUAUUGCGUAUAAGGUCAUUUGCAACUCUCUCUCAACCUCUCCUCUAAUCAGUUUAAUGUCACUGAGCACUUUGUUCCCUUUUUUCUUCCAAUGUGUAACAUCUUACACCUGAGUUGAAUUUCACUUGCCAUAGUUCUACACGGUUCCAAAAUUGUUUAAGUUCUUCCAUAGUUACUUGACUAUAUCAUCAGAUUAGACUGGUGCCCUCACCAUAUUAAGUUGUAUCUACAAGAUGGAUUAACUUGCAUUAACUGUUAUGAAUGCAGCUUACUUAUGUAGAUCUUAAAUACUAAGGGCUCAGUAGCAACCCCAGAGGUAUAUCGCUCAGUACAACAAUUGAGCCUGUCAUCACGUCUGUAACUAGUUGCUGUAAGUAGAAAUUGCUUCCUCUGUAAGACAACUCCUUAUCCGCCUCCAAAUAUUACCUAGUACAUUUAAUUUUCAAACAUAAAAGCAAUUUAAAUAUUACUUUAAACAAUGAUUUAUCAUUUAUUGGUUCUGAAAAUAAACACUAGUGCAGACCAAUUAAAUAUUAGCAAUUAUUUUAACUUUAUCUCAACUGUAAUUUUAGUUGUUUAUUAUCCUCCCAGGUUACAUAGAUAUGCUUGAAGUGUAUCAUCUGAAGUGUAGUGCUAGUCUGCUACAUGAACACUUUACAAGAUGAUUAUUUUAAAUCAAGAGUGUAGAAUGAAGGGUAGAUCAUUUAAACCUGGCAUAACCUUUUCAGAAUUAAGUAUUUCUACAAAUUAUAACACACAGGUUUCUGCAUGCUUUGCCAGUAUUUCAUAUAAUUAUCUUUCUUGUUUGUAAUAUGCAGAAUCUAAUAAGUCUUCCUAUUUUUAUCUGCACCUGUAUCAAAUGGCAUUUUUCAUUUGAAGAUUAGUCACAUUGUGAUGCAUUUUAAUGCUUUAAAACAUAUUUAUCUGUAAUCUGAGUAUAUUUGCCAAUAUUUGUUUUAUGCAAUUUAUAUUGUGAGGGUGGUAUGAUGCACCACUGAUUAUGUUAUCAGUGAUUUUUAUUUUUUUCAGAAAUCAAACUGCACCUCUCUUUAAAGUCACUGGUCACAGAUUUUAACAAAGUAGAGUUAAUUUUACAUGCAUAUAAUUGUGUUCCCUUUAGUCCAUUUCCUGGUCUUAAAUUUACAAUGUUGAUUGUCAGCAUAGAAAUGGUGAUGGCAAUAUAUGUUUAAUUUUACGUAUCUGUUGAGGAUGACUGCUAAUGAAUUAACAAAAGUUUGAUUUUGUCAAAUCGCUAGGGAAAAAGUAUAAUUUAGAUUCAUAAUUAUAUCAGUGUUAUACCAGUAUCUGGUACUAUUGAAUAUACAUAAAGAUUGUGCUGAACCAAAAAAAUGUUACAAUUGCUUCAUAGAUGCAUACUGUUGUAUUCUCAGUCAGUUUGGAAGUUGGAGGUAGACUAAGCCCAUAACACCAGUAUAUCUUUAUAAUGUUACUAGUUGUAAAAGUCUCCUUCAAUUGCCAAUAAUAAACUUUUUUAAAAAUG
Carcharodon carcharias (great white shark) is the source of this 7560-nucleotide messenger RNA. RefSeq names its product GULP PTB domain containing engulfment adaptor 1b (gene gulp1b). NCBI's taxonomy places the organism in Eukaryota, Metazoa, Chordata, Chondrichthyes, Lamniformes, Lamnidae. The coding region runs from base 521 to 1432 and encodes 303 amino acids. The transcript has 14 exons. The record is from RefSeq and is a predicted model, not a curated record.